Tinamus guttatus (white-throated tinamou) is the source of this 1617-nucleotide messenger RNA. RefSeq names its product zinc finger and BTB domain-containing protein 8A. The record is from RefSeq and is a predicted model, not a curated record. Lineage: Eukaryota; Metazoa; Chordata; Aves; Tinamiformes; Tinamidae. Gene Ontology annotation, molecular function: RNA polymerase II cis-regulatory region sequence-specific DNA binding; protein binding; DNA-binding transcription factor activity, RNA polymerase II-specific. Gene Ontology annotation, biological process: regulation of transcription by RNA polymerase II.
GACUUCCUGUUAUUCCCUCGUUGGAAUGGAGAUUUCUUCCCACCAGUUUCACCUCCUAGAGCAGCUAAAUGAGCAGCGGAAGCAGGAUUUGUUUUGCGACUGCAGUAUCCUGGUUGAGGGGAAGGUCUUCAAAGCCCAUCGCAAUGUGCUGUUCGCCAGCAGUGGCUAUUUCAAAAUGCUCCUUUCACAGAGUUCAAAAGACACCAGCCAGCCAACAACAGCUACUUUUGAGGUCUUCUCUCCAGAGACAUUUAUGGUUAUUUUGGACUUUGUAUAUUCAGGCAUAUUGUCUUUAACUGGUCAAAAUGUCAUUGAAGUCAUGUCAGCUGCUAGCUAUUUGCAGAUGACAGAUAUUCUUAAUGUCUGUAAGACGUUCAUUAAAUCCUCCCUGGACAUUAAUGAGAAGGAAAAGGAUCGUUACCUUAGCCUUUCAGUCAAAGGUACAAACAAUGAACCUGCUCACCCACCUCCUUAUCGGUCAAGAAGGAAAGCAAAGAGCAACCCAAAACGCUCCCAUUUAACUCCAGAUGAAAAGGCAAGUAUGGUGAAUGAAAAUUCCUGGAGUAAUUACAACAACUAUCUGUCCUCACAGAUAAGUCUUCAACGGCCAGAAAUGCAGCUAUCAAAAAGAGGCCGAAAAUUGGGCCCGACAAGAAAGCGCCAAAAACAUCUAGGACUGUCACAGAGCCGUGAUUUUGUGCACUAUAAAUCAAACAAAAGUGAGCGGACUAGCAGAGGUGGUAAUGCAUCAGAUUCUAGCCACACCUCUGGGGAAAGAGGGGAGAAUGAAUUUGAUGCUGACAAUGAUGUUGAUCAUGAUGAUUAUGGAGAUAACCAAGAAUCAGAAGUUAUACCAAAGAGGUGGUCUGUUGCUCAGCUAGAACAAGAACUUUCAAGAAAUUCUCCUGAGUUAAUGGAAUUAAAAGCAGAUGAGCUGUAUACGUCAAUGCCCACAAUUUUAGGUGUAAUGAGUAGUUGGAAUGAAGAUGAUCUACCUCGGAUGCGAUUCAAGUGCCCCUUCUGCACUCACACAGUGAAACGGAGGGCAGACCUAAAGCGUCAUCUUCGGUGCCACACGGGGGAGCGACCGUAUCCAUGUGAAGCGUGCGGGAAAAGGUUCACCCGACUGGAGCAUUUACGUAGCCACUUCCAAACAAUACAUCAAGCUGGCAAGCUAAUCUGCAGAAAAUGCAAGCGCCACGUAACCGACCUCACGGGAUGUGUGGUUCAGCAAGGAACGAGGCGCUACAGACUGUGCCACGAGUGCCUGGCAGAAGCCAGCUUUGACAGCGUCCCCGAGGACGUGGAUGCAGAGCAUUCCCUCGUCACCUUUCCAGGAAACACACAUUCCCAAUGGGCUUUGGAGGAAGAGCAGAAAUCAGAUGAAGAGACAAUGGGGGAGGAACCUUAUAAUUUGGUUAUCCAACGUGUUGAUGAUGAUAUUUCAGAUGAGGCAGAUGGUAAAGGGAAACCAAAUCUUAGGUAGAUAUAUUUAUAUGUUUGUUUUUCCUAUAUUCAAGAUUAAAUUACUAGUAUCCUGCCAACUAGCACUGGUUUAUUAGUUUUGUUAAUAAAACUUUAGGGAUAUUUGACUCUAUGAAAAGCAAAAUAAGGUCU